AUGAUCGUAGCAUACAGGCUGAAAUUAAGAGCUAGAGCGGAUCAGAAUUAUGGACGUGAUGGAUACAUGUCAGAAGGGAUCGCCAAACAAAAGAUAAAGAGGAAAAGAGCUAUGAAUAUUUGCGAAAUUAUUGGAGAGUUUCAAAAGUUAUUGUUGGAAAAGUAUCAUGGGAG
Messenger RNA from Ambispora gerdemannii, 173 nucleotides. The record is from the annotation of a GenBank genome assembly. Lineage: Eukaryota; Fungi; Glomeromycota; Glomeromycetes; Archaeosporales; Ambisporaceae.